CUGCGGUUGCGUUUAGUUUUAUUGCGCUUAAAUGUAAAUAUGAAGUGUGCAUCUCCAGUUGCAUAUGCCGAGCAAUACGAAUCAAUAAAUAUACACAUAUAUGAAAACUGAUGAGAUCGCGCUUGUUUUGGCCAACUGAAUAAAACGCAAAACGAGAAGCAUCGGCAACAACAGGCCUCAACAGAAUGGAUGUUGAAAUACCUGUUUUGGCUGGAUAUCUUAAUGUUCCAACUCAAACUGGAUUUUCGCUUAAUCGUAUCUCGAAAAAGAAAUCAUGCAGUCGUUUCUGUCUCUUGUUCAAGGCCAGUCGCCAUGGCAUUGCACGCCUGGAGAUCUGCGAGAAUAAAGAUGACAAGAAUCCAAAGAUCUUUACGCUGGAGAAUUGCGUAAAGAUCACACAGGAACCGCCGCCAGCGAAUCUCAUACAAAUUGUCAAACGCAACUUGCAGCUCACCUUGAAUACCAACAGUGAUGAUGAGCUCAGACUUGAGUACGCACUGCAAACGGUCGCCUUUUGCGACAACAGCGGCCUCCAUGCCGCACACAGUGCCAUCGAGGAGGAUAAUGAUCUAUACUGCAGCUCAUUUGACGGACUGUUUAUAAUAACGCUGAUACCGUCGGAGGCGUCCAUCAGAUGCAACAUUGAGCCGCGCACAUAUAUGCUGCAGAUGACGCCAACGGAGCUGCAAUUGAAAUCGGAGGAUCUGAAAGUGACGAUUGCCAUGUGGCCGUAUCGAUUUAUACGCAAAUAUGGCUAUCGCGAUGGCAAAUUCCAGUUCGAGGCGGGACGCAAGUGUACAACGGGGGAGGGUGUUUUUACGCUGGAUCACACCAAUCCGCAGGAGGUAUUUCGCUGCAUGUCCGCCAAAAUGAAGUCGAUGAAGAAGCUCAUCAGCGGCGACAGUCUCAGCAGCAUCGAAUGCGGCGAGAAUCAGUUCAGUGCCGCCGCCGGCAUGGAGCCCGGAUCGCGCAGUCCGUUGCCACCAUCGCCGUCGAGCAAUGUGCACAGCGGCGAGUUCGAGAUUAAUUCGACGCAAAGCUGUAUAUCGCUGCGCGGCUUCAUCAGCUCCAAUGAUUCGCUGAAUAACUUCUCCAGCAACGGGAAUAGCGGUAUCAGCUUAUCGGUGCCAUCCGUGCAACAGCAGCAGGCCGCUGGCAAACACAUUCCGAACAAGCCGCCGCGCAAGCUGCCCGCACCGCUUGACCCUCAAACUCAAUGUGAUAAAUACAAGAAUCUUGUGAAAUAUGAACCGGUUGCCAUAACGACAUCAUCGCCCUCGGAUGCCAACAGCAAGAACAGUGGCUCGGCUGUGAUCCUCAAGCCCGCCUCCCCAGAUCCAUUGCGCAACAGCAACAGCGUUGCUGGCAGCGGCUGUAGUAGUCCACCCGAUUUGCCGCUGCGCAAUGAGAGUUGCGGCAAGCUGACAAUGGAACGAGAUUACGAGUCCAUUGAGAACAUAACCGAUGCGUGGAAGACGCGCGGCGUGGGCGAUGUGCGCCACUGUGAGCGCAUACCCUCCACCCACAGCUGUGACGCUGACAGUUUUGUGCGCCAGCGUUCGCAAUCGAAACGCAAGGAUCUGACUCUGGCCAACAGCAGCAACACAAGUAGCAGCAUAAGUGGCAGCGCCAGCGGCAGCGGAAGUGGCAACAUUAUCAACUCUACGUGCACCGCCAGCAGCAGCAGCAGCAGCAACACGCCCAAAAUAAUCGACAUUGAUAUUGGGGAGGGAGUCGGUGUUCUGGUCUCACCGGAUGCCAGCUAUGAUCGCUUGGACUUUCUGUCGCCGAACAAUAAAACGUCCAGCGGCUACAAGACAAUUGUGAAUGUGACGCUGCCAGCGAAUCGAAUGCGUUGCAGUCCGCCGCCGCCGAAUGAGUAUGAACUGAUUGCUAGUCCCGAUACCGAAAGUUUUCGCAAGGCCGAUGACAGUCAUCUUGGCUACGGUGUCCUGCGCAAAUCCAACAACAACAACAACAACACCACUGCCACCAGCAACAACAACAACAAUAAUAAUAAUAUUAUUAACAAUAACAACAUCAAUACAUUGCCCGCCAUAAAUAAUAACAACAAUAACAACAGCAGCAGCAGCAGUAACAAUAUUGCAGCGGGCAUCUGUGUCACGCCCCCAACGAACAAGAGCAGCGAUGCCGCCCUCGAUCAUCGCAAUUACAACGGUCUCAACUACACCAUUGUCAGCAAGCCCAAGCGCGUCUGAGAGCAGCACAGAAAGCGAGAGAGCGAGAGAGCGCAUGAGAGAGAGAAAGAGAGAGAGAGAACACAGACAAAUACAUAGAUAGUUAGACAGAGAAAGAGAGAGAGCGAGAGAAAGAGAGAGAGAGAGAGAGGGGGGAGCAACAAUUUUGGAGUCGUUAUCUCAUUUAAAAAACGCACAAUUCGAAUAUAUAAGCGAACAAAAAUUUUGUAUCAAAUAGAAAGAGACACAAAUAGACAGACAGACAAAGAGAGACAGAUAGAGAGAGAGAAGGAGAGAUAGAGGCAAUCAAUUUCAGAGCUCUCGUUGCUUGUAGCACAUGCUUACAUCAGGUUUCAUACAAUAUUAUAACACUCUGAAGAAUUAUACAUUUUCACAAUAGCAAAUACAAAUUAAGCAUUCCUUAAGCAUUUUAUACUAGAAACUAUUGAAUAUGCAUACACAGAUAUAUAUAUACGAUAUAUAUAUUGAUUAUCUCAGCUGGAACGAAUGUGCCGUCAAAAAAAGAUUUGUCUUUACAAAAUACCAUCUAAUUUUAAGCUUUCGAAUCGAAUUUUUGCAUAGCAUAUUUUGUAUUGGUUUUAAUACAUAUAUAUUCAUUCAAUUCAUUUUGUCCGCUGAUUAAUAUUU
Molecule: messenger RNA, 2846 nt
Organism: Drosophila grimshawi
Lineage: Eukaryota; Metazoa; Arthropoda; Insecta; Diptera; Drosophilidae
Gene: Dok
Product: myb-like protein U
Exons: 3
Coding region: 186-2219 (677 amino acids)
Biological process (GO): positive regulation of MAPK cascade; cell surface receptor protein tyrosine kinase signaling pathway
Cellular component (GO): cytoplasm
Source: RefSeq, a predicted model, not a curated record